Messenger RNA from Caenorhabditis bovis, 639 nucleotides. Lineage: Eukaryota; Metazoa; Nematoda; Chromadorea; Rhabditida; Rhabditidae. The record is from the annotation of a GenBank genome assembly.
AUGAUACGAUGGUUCGAGGUGCAGGACGAUAAAACAUACUUCUUCGGCUUCAAACUCCUUAAUCGGAAUAUCGUCACCGUAUUGGCGUUCGUCCAAUUGAUUGUGGCGAGCGUCUCGUUUGCUCAGCAUGUCUAUUCGGUCGCCUACUUUCAAAAGAUAUUCUUCUGCUCAUUCAACGAAACCGUUUCAAAUAGUGGAAAUUUUCUGUCCGCCGAUGUUAUUGUAUUCGAUUUUGGACUUUAUCAUGAGCUGAUUAAUGUGCAAGAGUGUAUUGCAAACUAUCUUGAUGGCGGAUAUAUGAGAUGUAUGUGGUGUUUCACCCAGAUGAUCGCCUUAUCAUUAACAAUAUAUACGACUUUAUGUGUCCCUAAACCGCAUCCUUUAUUACUAUGGCCGAUGCUAAUUAUUCAAAAUGCGUAUUGUUUUGGAUUGGUCAUUUUGACGAUCGCAACUGCAGAUAAACUUCUCGUCGCGCUUUUCCAUCCCGUCAACGCUCAUCUCAACUUAAUGAUACUGUACUUCGCGGUGGGAACCUGUAUCAACCACUUUUUCGAUUAUAUUCUUUGGCAUUACUACUGGUACGAGGAGUUUUUGUAUAUUGGAAGGACCGGCAAGCAUGUGAUUCCGUUUUGGGUCUGA